This is a messenger RNA of Carassius auratus (goldfish), 2053 nucleotides long. RefSeq names its product glycoprotein endo-alpha-1,2-mannosidase-like protein. The record is from RefSeq and is a predicted model, not a curated record. Gene Ontology annotation, molecular function: alpha-mannosidase activity. The transcript is spliced from 4 exons. NCBI's taxonomy places the organism in Eukaryota, Metazoa, Chordata, Actinopteri, Cypriniformes, Cyprinidae. Bases 495 to 1823 code for a protein of 442 amino acids.
CAAACCCACGAGACUCCACCUUCCAGUAACAAGAGAUGAUUUAUCACGAGCACACUGGCGACAGAGGCACAGAAAUCAGCCGAUGCUUUCACAAAGCCAUUGCAUCUGAUGUGAAAGUGUAUUAUACUGCGCAAAGCGAUUAGAAUACAGGUCCACGCGUGGGAGAACACGAGAGGGAAGACUGCGCUCAGUUUGCUGGUGGGAAGCAGCACAAAUGAAGCGAUGGAGACGGAUGAACUGGUGCAUGUCAUAAAUGCGUGAUUGCAUGGACGCUUUUCCGUCGAAUUCAAACGGGUUUGUGCGACGAAUCUAUGCAAUGUGAUAAUUGUUCCUGAUAAGGACCAAGCGAGUAGUCCAGAGAGCCAAAUGCAAGUCUCUUAGAGGGCAAACUGGAAUUGGAGAUGGAAGAAACGCAUUUCACAGCCCUCUUUUGGAGGCCUCGAUCACACUAACUUCUGUCUGAACUGCUGUCUUCAGCACCACGGACAGCGACCAUGAACAGAUUACGCCGGAAAGCAUGUGUGGCUCUUCUGUUGUUCACGUUGUUCAUUUUUGGUACUAUGAUGGGCCUACGAACCCUCAAACCCACUGAUGGCUUCUCGGAUCUAGCUCCAGGAAUGGAGCUGAUGCCUUUGAUUGGAGAGCGAAUGGACCAGGGACCCGAUCAAGUAGUUGAUUCAGCAGGUCAAAAAGGUGCUGGGGGCGGUGACACCAAGAUUGUGUUUUCCAAUUCUGGUCCUGACCACAGCAUAUUCUAUGACAUUCACAUCUUCUAUUAUUUAUGGUAUGGCUCGCCACAGAUGGACGGUAGUUAUAUACACUGGGACCAUGUACUAGUACCACACUGGGAUCCCAAAAUAGCUGCCAGUCACCCAAAUGGACGACACAAUCCUCCAGAUGACAUUGCGUCCAGUUAUUACCCUGAACUGGGACCCUACAGCUCCAGAGAUCCAGAUGUUAUUGAAUCCCACAUGGCACAAAUCGAAGCGGCAGCUGCAGGUGUGGUGGUCCUGUCCUGGUACCCUCCUGGUGUGGCAGACGAACACGGCAAACCCACUGAGGAUGUAGUGCCAGCUGUAAUGGAUGCUGCCCACAGACACAGUAUCAAGGUUGCGUUUCACCUGCAGCCCUACAAAGGCCGGACAGAGCUCAGUGUGCACGACAACAUCAGAUACAUCAUUGACAAAUACGGGACACACGGAGCUUUCUACAGGUUCAGGUCCAGCGCUGGGAAGAUCCUUCCGCUCUUUUAUGUGUACGACUCGUAUCUCACCGCUCCGGAGACCUGGGCUGAGCUGCUGACCGUCAGAGGAUCUCACAGUCUCCGAGGAACGCCUUACGAUGGCAUCUUCAUCGCCCUCAUCGUGGAGGAGCGUCACAAGCAGGACAUCCUGGCCGGGGGCUUCGACGGCAUGUACACCUACUUCGCUUCGAAUGGCUUCUCCUUCGGGUCGUCUCACCAGAACUGGAAGGCGAUCAAAGCAUUUUGCGACAAGAACAACUUGCUGUUUGUGCCCAGCGCCGGACCUGGUUAUGUGGACACCGCCGUCCGGCCGUGGAACAACCACAACACACGCAACCGGGUGAACGGACGAUAUUACGAGACCUCUUUGCAGGCGGUGAUGUCCGUAAGGCCUGAUAUCAUCACAGUGACGUCGUUUAAUGAGUGGCACGAAGGAACUCAGAUUGAGAGGGCCGUGCCUAAGAAGACUGUGGCCCGUCUGUAUUUGGACUACAAGCCCCAUCAGCCGGACCACUAUCUGGAGCUCACCAGGAAGUGGGCAGAACAUUUCAGGAAGGAGAAAGAGCAGUGGCUAAUGUGAGCGGACCUCGUAACGUCGUACCAUUGUUGAGUUUUUAUGUUAUUGUUGUUAUGAGUGUUACCGAUUACUGUCUUUCAAUUUAUGCAUACAUUUUAAGGGCAACUGAUUAGCCAGGACGAGACACCUUCUUGCUCUUUCACUCAACAAUUGAUAAACAACUGAUUUACUGUCAGUUUUCUUGCAGACAGAUUUCUUUCAAGAAUCUUCAUAAGGUAAAAAAAGAAAAAAAA